CUUAUUAACUUACAGUGGCACUUACUAAUACAGUCAGCAAAUAAAAAUUAAAUAAGAUGAAACAAACUGUUCUAACGUUAUUAACUACCGGAUAAUGGCAUACAGUUACAAAUUCACUGUCAGUUCUGUAGAUGAAGAAGACCUGGUGGUUUUAAGGUGGUGUCAAAAUUAUGUGAAUAUCCUCUAACACGCACCAAAAAGAAAAAAAAAGGAAACAAAUAAAUAAAAGAAAUGUUGCUGUCCGUUGAUACAAUGUUAAUGUUGUUUUUCUUUAACCCAUUGCAAAAACAGAGCUUUCUUCUCUUUUUUUCUUAAACCCGACAACAGUGGAGAGUAAAUCGGUAUCUGCCCCCCCACCUUGCAAAAAGGAAAUUAAAAAAAAGAAAUCAACUUGGAUUGAAAUUCGAUACUGGGUUUCAUUUAUAUGAUUCUGAUCCAACUCUGACUAUUCUUUUUUUUUUUUCAUCAUAAAGAUUAAUGCUUUGUGGUCCUUUUCUUGUUUUAUUCGUUUUGGUAAUUAUUUCUUGAUUGGUUUCUGUAUGUGCUGUUAAUGUCUGGGUUGGAGUCUGAUAAUAGAGAUAUAUCAUCAUCUAAAGUUGGUGGUAGAAUUGGCGGUGGCCUUAAUCGAGAUGAUGACGAAGAUCAAGAAGGAGAAGAAGAUGAUCAUGAUCAUGAUGGUAUGCAAGGUGGUGGACCCAGGAACAACAAAAACAAGAACAAGAACAAGAGAAGAGGAUAUGGGUGUGGCGGGGAUUUUAGUAAAGCAAGGGGAGUGGUCCUCUUUCCAUUCACAAAGGCCAAGAAACUUUUGAAGAAAAAGUCCGAUAAUAGGCCUUCAUCUUCAUCUUCUUCAUUGUCGUCUAGGGUUGCUGUUACAGUUGGUGGUAGAAUUGGCGGUGGCCUUAAUCGAGAUGAUGACGAAGAUCAAGAAGGAGAAGAAAAUGAUCAUGAUCAUGAUGGUAUGCAAGGUGGUGGACCCAGGAACAACAAAAACAAGAACAAGAACAAGAGAAGAGGAUAUGGGUGUGGCGGGGAUUUUAGUAAAGCAAGGGGAGUGGUCCUCUUUCCAUUCACAAAGGCCAAGAAACUUUUGAAGAAAAAGUCCGAUAAGAGGCCUUCAUCUUCAUCUUCUUCAUUGUCGUCUAGGGUUGCUGUUACAGUUUGCUUCCAAAGCUUGAAGAGAGGUUGCUGGAACUAAGUUUUGAUAAAAUGUGCUAAUGGAUUUUGUUUCUUGGAUUUUUUCCCACUACUUUGAUGUUGGGUUCUUAACUGCUUUUGGCACUCAGUCAGUCAUUAAUGUUCUAUAUGAGGAGGACCAACCAAGUGUGAUUAUGUAUGUUUACUGGUUUCACGAGUGUACAUUGAGGUUAAUCUUGAACAAUUUGUGGAGGUCUCAACCUUGUCUCAUCGCCAAUUUUUUUCUUUGGAUGGGAAAUAGAAGCAGCGUUCCGUCACAUUUACUUUCUGCUGUUAUAUUCUUGAGAAGUUUCAAAUUGGUCCCUUGAAGAAUUAUAUUCGGCUUCUGUUAGACAUACACAAUUCACUUCUUAUACUGGAUCAACAUUUAAGGUACAAGCAUAUUCAGAGUAGUGACACUUAGUGGGAUACACAUAUAGGGCAAAAAUGUUAAAGCAUUGUGUCCUAUUGAUAUUGUGGAAGAGUGUGUAUUCUCUCCAAUUGUACAAAAUUUUGUUGUAAUCAAUGAGUUCGCGUUCCUUUUUCAAAUUUA
Molecule: messenger RNA, 1729 nt
Organism: Ricinus communis (castor bean)
Lineage: Eukaryota; Viridiplantae; Streptophyta; Magnoliopsida; Malpighiales; Euphorbiaceae
Exons: 3
Coding region: 551-1198 (215 amino acids)
Source: RefSeq, a predicted model, not a curated record